GGCCAGACUCUUUGUAGGAGUGUGGAGCAAAGAGCGGGACUUCCAGCAGCAGCACGCCGACAACACGCACCCACACGCCGCAGUGCAGCAGCCGUCCAGCCGCUUCUUUCUGCUACAACAAAGGGGAACUUUUCAACUGAGUCUUUUUUAUUCGGGCGAGUCCGUUUUUGUACCGAGAAGACAUCACCUUUUUUGGAGCAUGAGAACCAGCGUGGGGCGCAUCCUUCCAACUUUGUAAGCCCGCUUUUUGCCUUCAUUUCUCGGCUUCACCUCCACAUUGGUUCCCGGAGAGGCUGGCGGAUGUGUCAAGGACUUCCACCUUUUUUGAAAAAACAAUAAUUGCUAAGUAAGGCUAAAGAAGGAGCCAGGGGAUAAGUAGAUGGAUGUGACACUUUACCCGCCUCCUCCGCAGCCUCUGGCCGCCUCAGAGCACACCAGACUGGGGCAGCUCUCCUACCCUGAGCCGCCGUUUGGAAGAAACAAGCUGGAAGGUGAGGGCAUGUUCCUGAGCAUGCAGGAAGUGGGCGUGGACUAUGUUUCCAGCAACCAGUUCCGUGUGCCGCAGCCUCUCAGUAAGGCCACGCCCCCUAACCCCGCCCCCCAGCACUGGAGGAGGGACGACACGCAGCGUCUACCCUGGUCCUACCAAAUGGGUGACGAGGACUACAACUUUGCACCCAUCACUCCCCCGACCCUGCCGGACCACAUGCUUCCUCCUCACCUGCCCCAGGACUCCCCCACCGGACCCUAUGGCUCUCUGGAUGGGCCGGCCCACUCGGCCCCCCACCAUCCCUACCAGCUGCAGGGUAUGAAUGUCCCCGGAAUGCCCCGCAGUCAGGAUGGCGCCACCAUGCUCAACCAAGAUGGCGGUACCUUCAGACCCGACGGGGCAGCCAUGACCAGCACUCUGUCUGUGAUGCAGCAGAUGGUCAACUCCGACUCUCGCUUCGCCAGCAGCCAGCAGCCCAUACAAGCCGCCCUGGGACCCAGGAGCCAAUCAGGAGCCGGCCAGCUGGCCACCAUCAACCAAUCCCAGCUGACCCACAAUUCUCCUUCUUCUCCUGGGAGCACAUCUGCCACACCCUCACCUUCCAGCUCACCACACCAGGACGACAAUGAUGACAACCUCAGGGGCGAGAAGCGGCCUGCAGCCUUCGACAUGUCCAAGAAAGCCAAGACGCCCAAGAAGAAGAAGCGGAAGGACCCCAAUGAGCCAGUGAAGCCGGUCUCUGCCUACGCUUUGUUCUUCAGGGACACCCAAGCCAACAUCAAGGCCCAGAACCCCAACGCCACCUUUGGGGAGGUCUCCAAGAUUGUGGCCUCCAUGUGGGACGGCCUGGGAGAGGAACAGAAGCAGGAGUACAAGAAGAGGACAGAGACUGCCAAGAAGGAGUACCUGAAGCAACUGGCUGCCUACAGGGCCAGUCUGGUCUCUCAGAGUUACAACGAUCCAUCUGAGAUGAAGCCGCCCCACUCCUCCUCCUCCUCCUCCAUCUACACAUCCAAGUCACCCGUCUACGCGGGCCAGCACCAGCACCCCAACAUGUACAUGCCAUACCCCCACCCGUCCAGUCUGGCCCACCACUCCACUCACCUGCCUCAGAUGCACACCUUGUCCACCAGGGGCAGCGUACCUCGGCCCGCCCCGCCCCAUCUGUCCCUGGGAGGCUCCACGCCUCCCCACCAGGUCAGCCCCCCACUCCACAGCCAGACUCACCUGGGGGGGAUGCAGCAUCAGCAGCACUCCAUGGCCAUGACACACCCCCCCGCCAUCACACAGGCCUACUCCCCCCAGUCAGAGUAUCAGCCAAUGAUGAAUAGGGGAGCCAUGAUGUCAUCACCAGUGGACUACCAGCAGCUGGGCCCACACCAUCAUCCGUCUCUGGACUGGAACGCCCAUUACCAUGGCAACGGGGCUCCUCAGCCAGACAAGACUUUGUACCUGACUUAGUCCACAUCAUGGGCCCUCCUUGGACCAAGCACUCAGGAGGGGACCUCCCUUACCAACAAAGUACAAGACCCCCAACACAGAAGGAGUCACAUGACCUUGUGAGGGAGGGGUCCAAACAGGAAGUAGACGGCCUGACUUCCUGCAUGUAGAUUAGUUGUAUCUCUAUGGUGAUUGGCAUGGCCAGGAUGCAGUACUCAUGUACAUGAAGUACUUCUAUCCUACUUGUAUCUCUAUGAGUACUCAUGUACAUAAAGUAUUUAUAUCUUACUUGUAUCUCUAUGGGUACUCAUGUACAUGAAGUAUUUAUAUCCUAUUUGUAUCUCUAUGGGUACUCUUGUACAUGAAGUAUUUAUAACCUACUUGUAUCUCUAUGAGUACUCAUGUACAUGAAGUAUUUAUAUCCUACUUGUAUCUCCAUGGGUACUCAUGUACAUGAAGUACUUCUAUCCUACUUGUAUCUCUAUGAAUACUCAUGUACAUGAAAUAUUUAUAUCCUACUUGUAUCUCUAUGAAUACUCAUGUACAUGAAGUAUUUAAAUCCUACUUGUAUCUCUGAGUACUCAUGUACAUGAAAUAUUUAUAUCCUACUUGUAUCUCUAUGAAUACUCAUGUACAUGAAAUAUUUAUAACCUACUUAUAUCUCUAUGAAUACUCAUGUACAUGCAAUAUUUAUUUCCUACUUGUAUCUCUAUGAAUACUCAUGUACAUGAAGUAUUUAUAUCCUACUUGUAUCUCUAUGGGUACUCAUGUACAUGAAGUAUUUAUAUCCUACUUGUAUCUCUAUGAGUACUCAUGUACAUGAAGUAUUUAUAACCUACUUGUAUCUCUAUGAGUACUCAUGUACAUGAAGUAUUUAUAUCUUACUUGUAUCUCUAUGAAUACUCAUGUACAUGAAGUACUUCUAUCCUACUUGUAUCUCUAUGAAUACUUAUGUACAGGAAGUAUUUAUAUCCUACUUGUAUCUCUAUGGGUACUCAUGUACAUGAAGUAUUUCUAUUCUACUUGUAUCUCUAUGGGUACUCAUGUACAUGAAGUACUUCUAUUCUACUUGUAUCUCUAUGGGUACUCAUGUACAUGAAGUACUUCUAUUGUUCACACUGAGAAGGAAGAAAAACAUCAAUACUUUUUGUGUAAAUGCUCGCUGACGACUGGAAUUACUAAGUCAGAAGAUUAGGAACAAAACUAUUAAUUUUGUAAGAAUAAAGUCAUGUUUUAUACACACACAC
Molecule: messenger RNA, 3177 nt
Organism: Nerophis lumbriciformis (worm pipefish)
Lineage: Eukaryota; Metazoa; Chordata; Actinopteri; Syngnathiformes; Syngnathidae
Gene: tox
Product: thymocyte selection-associated high mobility group box
Biological process (GO): leukocyte differentiation; regulation of transcription by RNA polymerase II
Cellular component (GO): nucleus
Molecular function (GO): chromatin DNA binding
Source: RefSeq, a predicted model, not a curated record